Drosophila persimilis is the source of this 2790-nucleotide messenger RNA. Its product is annotated as fibrous sheath CABYR-binding protein. NCBI's taxonomy places the organism in Eukaryota, Metazoa, Arthropoda, Insecta, Diptera, Drosophilidae. Gene Ontology annotation, molecular function: calcium ion binding. The record is from RefSeq and is a predicted model, not a curated record. Gene Ontology annotation, biological process: negative regulation of protein sumoylation. The transcript has 5 exons. Bases 1 to 2790 code for a protein of 929 amino acids.
AUGAAUGGUUCGCUUACUCCUGCAGAGGGCAGAGAUCAAGCAAAACUUUUCAUUGCGUGCAUCUUCAUUGCCGCCGCGACGGCUGCAGUGAUUCCUGUCGAACAAGCCAGGCACCGUCGCGACGUCUCCGAGAUCGUGAACGAUUACGUCCCGCCAGCAGAGGAAGUUGCCCUCGAUGCUCCCCUCGGAGAGAUCGCCCAAGACUCGGCUGUCGUGGGAGAGGAUGGAUACCGCUACAAGACCGUGCGUCGCCUGAAGUACCGCCAGCGUCGGGAUGUGUCCGAGAUCGCCAACGACUACCUGCCCCCAUCUGAAGAGGUUGCCACUGAGGCUCCUCUUGAGGAAGCUCCUGUCGAAGAAGCUAGCCAGGAUUCCGCUGUUCUCGCUGCUGAUGGAUACCAGUAUAAGACCGUGCGCCGCCUGAAGUACCGCCAGCGUCGUGAUGUCUCCGAGAUCGCCAACGAAUAUCUGCCCCCAUCCGAGGAGGUUGUUGCUGAUGCUCCAGUCGAGGAGGUUCCCGUCGAAGAAGCCAGCCAGGAUUCCGCCGUUCUCGCUACUGAUGGAUACCAGUAUAAGACCGUGCGUCGCCUGAAGUACCGCCAGCGUCGUGAUGUCUCCGAAAUCGCCAACGACUACCUGCCCCCAUCUGAGGAGGUUGUUGCUGAUGCUCCAGUCGAGGAGGUUCCCGUCGAAGAAGCCAGCCAGGAUUCCGCCGUUCUCGCUACUGAUGGAUACCAGUAUAAGACCGUGCGUCGCCUGAAGUACCGCCAGCGUCGUGAUGUCUCCGAGAUCGCCAACGACUACCUGCCCCCAUCUGAAGAGGUUGCCACUGAGGCUCCUCUUGCAGACGCUCCUGUCGAGGAAGCCAGCCAGGAUUCCGCCGUUCUCGCUGCUGAUGGAUACCAGUAUAAGACCGUGCGCCGCCUGAAGUACCGCCAGCGUCGUGAUGUCUCCGAAAUCGCCAACGACUACCUGCCCCCAUCUGAGGAGGUUGUUGCUGAUGCUCCAGUCGAGGAGGUUCCCGUCGAAGAAGCCAGCCAGGAUUCCGCCGUUCUCGCUACUGAUGGAUACCAGUAUAAGACCGUGCGUCGCCUGAAGUACCGCCAGCGUCGUGAUGUCUCCGAGAUCGCCAACGACUACCUGCCCCCAUCUGAAGAGGUUGUUGCUGAUGCUCCAGUCGAGGAGGUUCCCGUCGAAGAAGCCAGCCAGGAUUCCGCCGUUCUCGCUACUGAUGGAUACCAGUAUAAGACCGUGCGUCGCCUGAAGUACCGCCAGCGUCGUGAUGUCUCCGAGAUCGCCAACGAAUAUCUGCCCCCAUCCGAGGAGGUUGUCACCGAGGCUCCUCUUGAGGAAGCUCCUAUCGAAGAAGCCAGCCAGGAUUCCGCUGUUCUCGCUGCUGAUGGAUACCAGUAUAAGACCGUGCGUCGCCUGAAGUACCGCCAGCGUCGUGAUGUCUCUGAGAUCGCCAACGACUACCUGCCCCCAUCUGAGGAGGUUGUUGCUGAUGCUCCAGUCGAGGAGGUUCCCGUCGAAGAAGCCAGCCAGGAUUCCGCUGUUCUCGCUGCUGAUGGAUACCAGUAUAAGACCGUGCGUCGCCUGAAGUACCGCCAGCGUCGUGAUGUUUCCGAGAUCGCCAACGAAUAUCUGCCCCCAUCUGAAGAGGUUGCCACUGAGGCUCCUCCUGCGGACGCUCCUGUCGAGGAAGCCAGCCAGGAUUCCGCUGUUCUCGCUGCUGAUGGAUACCAGUAUAAGACCGUGCGCCGCCUGAAGUACCGCCAGCGUCGUGAUGUCUCCGAAAUCGCCAACGACUACCUGCCCCCAUCUGAGGAGGUUGUUGCUGAUGCUCCAGUCGAGGAGGUUCCCGUCGAAGAAGCCAGCCAGGACUCCGCUGUUCUCGCUGCUGAUGGAUACCAGUAUAAGACCGUGCGUCGCCUGAAGUACCGCCAGCGUCGUGAUGUCUCCGAGAUCGCCAACGAAUAUCUGCCCCCAUCUGAAGAGGUUGCCACUGAGGCUCCUCUUGCGGACGCUCCUGUCGAGGAAGCCAGCCAGGAUUCCGCUGUUCUCGCUGCUGAUGGAUACCAGUAUAAGACCGUGCGCCGCCUGAAGUACCGCCAGCGUCGUGAUGUCUCCGAAAUCGCCAACGACUACCUGCCCCCAUCUGAGGAGGUUGUUGCUGAUGCUCCAGUCGAGGAGGUUCCCGUCGAAGAAGCCAACCAGGAUUCCGCUGUUCUCGCUGCUGAUGGAUACCAGUAUAAGACCGUGCGUCGCCUGAAGUACCGCCAGCGUCGUGAUGUCUCCGAGAUCGCCAACGAAUAUCUGCCCCCAUCCGAGGAGGUUGUCACCGAGGCUCCUCUUGAGGAAGCUCCUAUCGAAGAAGCCAGCCAGGAUUCCGCUGUUCUCGCUGCUGAUGGAUACCAGUAUAAGACCGUGCGCCGCCUGAAGUACCGCCAGCGUCGUGAUGUCUCCGAAAUCGCCAACGACUACCUGCCCCCAUCCGAGGAGGUUGUCACCGAGGCUCCUCUUGAGGAAGCUCCUAUCGAAGAAGCCAGCCAGGAUUCCGCUGUUCUCGCUGCUGAUGGAUACCAGUAUAAGACCGUGCGCCGCCUGAAGUACCGCCAGCGUCGUGAUGUCUCCGAGAUCGCCAACGAAUAUCUGCCCCCAUCCGAGGAGGCUCCUAUUGAGGAAGCUCCUAUCGAAGAAGCCAGCCAGGAUUCCGCUGUUCUCGCUGCUGAUGGAUACCAGUAUAAGACCGUGCGUCGCCUGAAGCUGCGCCACCGCCGUGCCCUGUAA